Messenger RNA from Hirundo rustica (Barn swallow), 5767 nucleotides. It is a transcript of the gene PPFIBP2, whose product is annotated as PPFIA binding protein 2. Gene Ontology annotation, molecular function: protein binding. Gene Ontology annotation, biological process: neuromuscular junction development. The coding region runs from base 1155 to 4079 and encodes 974 amino acids. Lineage: Eukaryota; Metazoa; Chordata; Aves; Passeriformes; Hirundinidae. The transcript has 35 exons. The record is from RefSeq and is a predicted model, not a curated record. Gene Ontology annotation, cellular component: presynaptic active zone.
GUGGUGGCUGUGUGCGGCUGUGUGGUCUUUCUCAGCCUCUUUUGGUGAGAAAGCACCAUUCACCCCCUGUGAAGCCACAUCUCAGCAAACAGCAGGAAACACCAGAGCACAGCUGACCAGUAAACAAACAUCAUACCCAAAGAUCUUCACCUUGCCUUGCAGAGCUCAGGCAUGUGAGUGAGCUCCUGCAUGUCAGCUGAGUCCCAGGAGCUGACCUUGUCUGCUCUGGCUCCUGUUGGGGUUAGAUGAAAGGGGCUUAGGCUAAUCUUGCCUGCCUGAGAGCUGCGACAAGUCACACCCCACAGCUCAUUCCUGCAGCUGAGCCAGCACAGGGUGUUUUAUUCCAUCACAGCACCGAAGGGCACCGGCCGGAGCCGCCCCGGGUCUGCCUUGAAACCAAAAGUGAAGGCAUGACCUGCUGCAGCUGUGAGAAAAAGGGUGUUGUGAGAGUCAGCGCCACCCUGACACGGAGCUGAGCAAGGUCAUCACUAGGAAAAGAGAGCACAUAGAGGCCCAGCUCGUGUCCUGCCUCCAAGCUUGCAGGCAUUUGUUAAAUCCCCCAAGGUUGUGACUGAAACAAAUCCUGUGACUCAACAAGGCCUCAUGGAAGGAGAUGGAAUCCCAGCUUAUGUGGGGCUGUGUUCUCUACACAAGUCCCUGCAGCCACAAGGUCUUUUCCGAGAAGGAUGAUUCUGCUCUCCCUGAAUAAACCCUAUUGUUACAUAAGAGAGGCAAAGACUUAACACAAUGCCAGCUUUGUGACGGUCAUGGGUCUGCACCACUGCAGCGAAGACACAAACCAUUCUCACUGAAGGGGGCACUUCUGGAAUGGUAAUUAGCCAAGAGGCCAGCACAGCUGAGGGAGUGCUCAUGGAGCCCACUGCACUGAGAGAGCCAGCUCCGUGGAAAAGUGACAUCCCCAGAGGCACUUUGCGCUGCCGUGAAAGAGCUGUGCCAGUACAGCACGGGUGACCCCUUUAGUCAACAGAAACCCUUGAUCGGAUUUUUGCUCAGCCCGGCGCCCCAAGUGACCAGGGAAAUCCCGAUGACCAAACCUCGCAGCACUUGUCAUAUUUCUACGAGUGACCCCGCAGUCUCUAGAGAGAGAAGAAAAGCUACGCUUCUAGAGAGAGUAAAGAUCUGAAAAAUCCCAGAUGAUGGCUUCUGAUGCCAGUCAUAUGCUGGAAGCAGCUUUGGAGCAAAUGGAUGACAUCAUUGCAGGCACAAAGUCAGCCACAGAGUAUGCUAAUGGUGGUUAUGAUGUCGUGUCACCUGCUCCAUCGGUGUACCUGGGCACAUUUCAAAUUUUGCACCUCCUGGAAGAUCUGAAGAUGGCCCUGGAGAUGCUGGAGGACCCUCAGGAGAAAGAAGCACUGCGAAACCAAAUCCCAGGGGCCACGGCUGUGUGUCUGAGGGAGUGGUUUGAGGAGAACCUGUCACAGGUGAACCAUCAUCCAUCCAAUAAUGAAACUUAUCAAGAAAGGUUGGCACGAUUAGAAGGUGAUAAAGAGUCGCUCAUCCUGCAGGUGAGUGUUCUCACAGACCAGGUGGAAGCUCAAGGAGAGAAAAUCCGGGACCUAGAAAUCUGUCUUGAGGGGCAUCAGUUGAAGCUGAAUGCUACAGAAGAAAUGCUCCAACAGGAGCUGCUGAGUCGCACGUCGCUUGAGACUCAGAAAUUAGAUCUGAUGGCUGAAGUUUCAGACCUGAAGAUUAAGCUGGUUGGUAUGGAAAAGGAGCAGAGUGAAUAUGAAGAGAAACAGAACAAAGCUGAGAUGUGGACAGUUCUGGACAUCAAAGGAGCUCUGGGUUUUGCUGUAUUGGUUAAGAAAGGUUUGUUACAGGAGCUCAGACACCUAAAAAUUAAAGUGGAAGAACUGGAAAGCGAAAGAAAUCAGUACGAGUGGAAAUUGAAAGCAACUAAAGCUGAGAUAGCCCAGCUGCAGGAGCAGCUGGCUCUCAAAGAUGCAGAGAUAGAACGCUUGCAAAGUCAGCUCUCCAGGACCUCCUCAUACACUGAAGUGGCAGAAAGAGAGGAAGUUUAUAGGAGAAGGCUAAAAGAAAAACACCAAGAAGUUCAGCGGUUGAAGAUAGGAAUGGAGACGUUAUUGGCUGCAAAUGAAGAAAAGGACCGUCGGAUAGAGGAGCUGACACUGCUGCUAAGCCAGUACAGGAGGGUCAAGGACAUAAUGAUUGCAGCUCAUGGCUCUUCUGCCUCUGGUGGCAGUGAAGAGGAACUUGAGGCAACUUUAAGGAAGUGGAAUCUUUUGAAUAACUCUCAAGGAGAAUUACUGAGAACAGAGGCCUCUGCAGGAGAAUUGCCACCAGCUGUGCUCCCUCCAGUGCCACACAAAGCCAUGGAAAUCAGUGGAAGCGUUCCAGUACCUUCAAGUAAUUUAACCUCUCAGCAGGAGGAAUCUCUGGAAGUCACAAAUGGUGUUCCACAGAAAAAGAAGUCAAGUAGUUUAGAAGACUUGCAGAGCGAAUGCUUGGAAAAGUAUGUAGAUGGAAAACCAGCACAGCCUGUUGUAGAACAAGAGAGUAAGCCAGUGGGGAAAGGCAGCAAGUACCAAACACUGCCAGGAAAGCUGCCCCGAGCCCUGCAGAACGGAGAGCAGGGAAUGUACAACUCCCCUGAUGGAUGUGGCACGAGUGACAAUGAUGACAACAGCAUCCCGUGCCUGAAUCGCGUCAGGAGUGUCAGUGCACCCGUGCUAGGAGAAACAGAGAACGUGGAUGGUACAGUGGUCUCAGAUGACCUUUCACCUCACCCUUCGGGAACGGAUUCAAGUCCACAAUCUCCAUGGUCUCCAGAAAACAGAAAGAGUCCAAAAGGGAUCAAGAAAAUCUGGGGAAAAAUACGAAGAACUCAGUCAGGUAACUUCCCUGCAGACGACCUGGGCCUGGCAGAGUUUCGGAGGGGCGGUCUGCGGGCAACAGCUGGACCGCGCUUAUCCCGAUCCAAAGACGCCAAAGGCCAGAAGAGUGACCACAAUGCCCCAUUUGCUCAGUGGAGCACUGAAAGAGUUUGUAACUGGCUGGAGGACUUUGGCCUGGGCCAGUACGUGAUUUUUGCCCGGCAGUGGGUGACGUCAGGCCACACGCUGUUAACUGCCACACCUCAGGACAUGGAAAAGGAAAUGGGAAUAAAGCAUCCACUGCACAGGAAGAAAUUGGUUUUGGCCAUUAAAGCUAUAAAUGCAAAACAAGAUGAGAAGUCUGCACAACUUGAUCAUAUCUGGGUGACACGGUGGCUUGAUGACAUUGGCUUACCUCAGUACAAAGACCAGUUUCAUGAAUCCAGAGUAGAUGGAAGGAUGUUGCAGUACUUAACUGUGAAUGACCUUCUCUUCCUGAAAGUCACCAGUCAGCUGCAUCACCUGAGUAUUAAAUGUGCCAUUCACGUGUUGCACAUCAACAGCUUCAACCCCCACUGUCUACGCAGGAGGCCAGUUGAGGAGAACAUCUCUCCUUCCGACGUGGUGCAGUGGUCCAACCACAGAGUGAUGGAAUGGCUCAGAUCCGUGGAUCUGGCAGAAUACGCGCCCAACCUUCGAGGCAGCGGAGUGCACGGGGGCCUGAUCAUUCUCGAACCUCGCUUCAACGGUGAUACGCUGGCCAUGCUCCUGAAUAUCCCACCCCAAAAGACCCUCCUGCGACGCCACCUCACCACCAAUUUUAAUGUGUUAAUUGGGCCAGAGGCACAACAAGAAAAAAGAGAAAUCAUGGAGUCAGCAGCAUACACACCUCUGACCACCACUGCCAAAGUUCGGCCAAAGAAACUUGGAUUUUCGCAUUUUGGAAACUUAAGGAAAAAGAAGUUUGACGAAUCAACAGACUACAUUUGUCCUAUGGAUACAAGCCCAGCUGCUACAAAUGGUACUUCGAAAAACUAUGGUGGCCACAAAGGACUUAGUCCUUUCACUGACAGGGAACUGGAUCAGAUGGAACAUUCAGAAGGCACAGUAAUGCAAAUAGGGGCUCUUUCCCAAGGCAUAACCCACCUCACGACGCUGCUGAGCCAGGAUGAAAUGCUGAAUGACAGCAGGUUUUUAACACCGACCUUUGAAGACUGGAGAUGACGCUUCAGCAUGACCAAGAACACGACUCAUACCUCAUGCCUGCAGAAGUGGCCAGGAGCAGCUGGAUGCCGUGCAGCAGGAAAGCUUUAUCUCUUUCCUGCCACUGCCACCUCCCAUGUAGCAUUUCCUAUUGUCAGUGCAGCCACAUGUUCCAGGUAACUCUCCUCUGUGCUGUAUUCCCACAUUGUGUAAUAGGAAACGGUGUUGGGAGAGGAGUGGGACUCAUACCCAGAGUCUGGAAACCCAAGACUGGCAACGUUUUUUCCUUUUAUUGGGUUGUCUUUUACGUGCUGUGUUGAUGUACUCUUAGUGAAAGACCUGUUGUAAUUUUUUAUUUUUAUAAUUAACUUGUAGUGCAGGAAUCAUUAAUACAUAAUUGUAUCAUGGGGGUUAAUCAGAGCUACCUGGAAUUCAGCAGUAAGGCUCACUCACCCCUCCACUGGUCCUGCCAGACUGGGCCCCAGAAAGAUUUCAAACUCUCCCUUUCAUUGGCACCUGUCCUGCCCUCUUUUUGUCGAAGUCAGGAUGAGAAGAUGUAGGAUGGGAAGAAUGGAACAUAAUACUGUCCACCCGAGCCCUUGCUUUCAUUAGGAUGAUGAGCUGCCACGUUCACAAAUCUUUCCCUAAGGCAAAAACAAUUGCAGGAGGAAAUUGUAACUCUGAGACUACCAGGAAAGUACCAGAAUAAAACAAAGAUUGAUUUAUUUAAAACACCUGACAAAAUAAAUCUGUUGCUGUUGUACUGGGCUGGACAGGACUGCAUCAAAGGGAAAUAUGGCCUCUCGCUUUUUGAGGGGCUGGGGGUGAAGCUGUCACCUUUACAGCAGCAUUUCCUUGUGGUAUCUCUUUACAUGUGCAUCUCCUGUAUUAGUGAGCUAUUAAGAAGUUCUCUUAGUAAACAGAUAAAUGCCGGCAAAAAAUCUCCUUAAUUGUAAGGAAAAGUACUUUGUAUAGGGCUGGUUUGCAUUACUCUCUCCCUGAUGGCUGCAGGUGUUGCUUUAGACUCUGAUAUAGCCUGAGGGCAGGUCCCUGCCAGCCACAACCCUCCCAAACAAAGAGGGAAACUCCAGGCCUGGCCACAGGAAGCAGCAAGGGCUCUUUUGAGCACCUGGGGUGCAUUUUACAGGUGAUCUAUCCUGGUCCUCACUUGACCAGUGUCUCAUGACAGACCUUGCACUGUAUGGUCAGGCAUAAGAAGACAAACGCAUGAUUUGAUUGUCCACAGUGGUAAAAUCAAGGCAGGUUCUUUUCAAUCACUGCAAAAAAAGGGGAAACUCAAUAGAAUGAGAAGUCUACGCAUCAGCAAACUACUACUGUUUAAUGUUUAAUAUAAGGUAUUAAAUGUACCAGUCUGGCAGUGCAGUCAGUACUAGUGACCAGCUCAGGUACCACAGGCAUUUGAAAUAUUUUGUCAGGUCAAUUAGCCAACAGACUUAUUUACAGCACUGCAAAUGGGACAGCUGCUCCAGCAGCCCUGGGAUAUUCCAAACACAACAGUUCCUCUUUCUUUCAAUGCUGUAUUUACAACUCAGUGUGGUGUUGUGCUAACUUGGCCGUGAAUAGUCAAUCCACAAAACAAUUGAUUCUUCUUUUAAAUAUACAUAGUAGGAAAUCCUAGUUAGCAUAACACUGGUAUAAAUGCUUAGGUUUUUGACUGUUAUGAAUAAAUUCUGAAUGUUCCCCUCUCA